Molecule: messenger RNA, 2795 nt
Organism: Lates calcarifer (barramundi perch)
Lineage: Eukaryota; Metazoa; Chordata; Actinopteri; Centropomidae
Product: histone-lysine N-methyltransferase SUV39H1
Exons: 6
Coding region: 616-1812 (398 amino acids)
Cellular component (GO): nucleus
Molecular function (GO): histone H3K9 methyltransferase activity; zinc ion binding; protein binding
Source: RefSeq, a predicted model, not a curated record
CACAUCAAAUAUGCACGCUUCCCUCUAUUUCAGAUAACAUUAACAGAGCGGUGGCAUUGUGGUGACUUUAGGAGUGUAAGUUAGUUUUCCGAAGCUGCUUGUGCAGUUUAACCUCGCAUCUUUUGUGAGGAAACCAUCUACUUGUGAUUCCGAGUAACCGCAUUUAAGCUUAUAAGUGUGCUGCCUAAUUUAGGAAGCAUUAAUGGUUGAGUUUGUGAAGUUAGUUUAGCAGUUUGAAUUAUGGGGGCAGGCUGUUGUGGUUUAGCGGGCAAAACUACCCGACAAGCUCCACGCGCCAUGCAGCGCCACGUAAAUGUUUAAAUGGCAUUUAAUGUGGUUUUUUUUGCUAAUACGUACUUCAUUGUCAUUUAUAUGGCGCCAUAUUGUAACAUAUUCUAUCUCACGAAAUUUUGCUGAGUAAAUGCAAGGAACGGUUUCUUUCAGAGAGCCAAAAGAUUUCUUGUGGAUUUACACAACUGUUCCUGUUCUAGGCACUGCUUAGUUCAGUAAUCUUUCUGCUUUUAACAUGCUUUAGACUGUCUUGGUGUCAUCCUCGAGUUCUGUGUUUGGCGGUUGAAGGAGGAAUUAUCAGAUUAUUGCAGGGUGCCUUGUAAGAUGUCCUGGGAUGAGCUGGAAGCCCUGUGUCGCAGAAAGGGGCUUCACUGUAAACAGCUUGGGGUAAACAAAGCCAAUGUCAAUGAGUAUGAGGUGGAAUUCCUCUGUGACUACAAGAAGACUAAGGAGGAAGAGUUCUAUCUGGUAAAGUGGAGGGGGUUCCCAGAGUUGGAGAAUACCUGGGAACCCAAGAGGAACCUCAGAUGCCCCAAACUGAUGAAACAGUUCCACUUGGACCUUGAUGAGGAGUUGAGGCGCCACAAGAGACGCUCCAUCCCUAAAAAGCUAGAUAAGGAAGUUUCCUCAAUCCUUGUCCAGAAAGCCAAACUACGUCAGAGUCUGCAGCGCUGGGAGGCCCAUUUGAAUCAUACUCGUAACCACCCAGGUCGCAUUUUUGUCAAGAAUGAAGUGGACCUUGAGGGCCCCCCAAGAAACUUCACCUACAUCAACAACUAUGAAGUAGGUCAGGGCAUCGUGUUAGAUGAGAUGGCUGUGGGUUGUGAGUGUAAGGACUGUUUAGAGGAGCCAAUGAAUGGCUGCUGUCCUGGAGCCUCCUUGCACCGAAUGGCCUAUAAUGAUAAGGGGCAGAUCCGGAUCCGUCCGGGACAGCCCAUAUAUGAGUGUAAUUCCCGAUGCAGCUGUGGUCCUGAUUGUCCCAACAGAGUGGUGCAGAAGGGCAUUCAGUUCGACCUGUGCAUCUUUAAGACAGAGAAUGGUAGAGGAUGGGGUGUCCGCACACUGCAGCAUAUCAAGAAGAACACAUUUGUCAUGGAGUACGUUGGAGAGAUCAUCACAACAGAUGAAGCAGAGAGGAGGGGUCAGGUGUAUGACCGUCAAGGUUCUACAUACCUGUUCGACCUGGACUAUGUGGAGGAUGUGUACACAGUGGAUGCAACUCACCUAGGCAACAUCUCCCACUUUGUCAACCACAGUUGUAGCCCCAACCUGCAGGUAUUCAAUGUGUUCAUUGACAACAUUGAUGAGAGGCUCCCAAGAAUCGCAUUGUUUUCAACACGGGCUAUUCGGGCAGGAGAGGAGCUCACCUUUGACUACAAGAUGCAAAUUGAUCCAGUUGACACAGAAAGCACCAAAAUGGACUCCAGCUUUAGUCUAGCAGGACUCCCCAGCUCUCCGAAGAAGAGGAUUCGAGUGGAGUGCCGGUGUGGAUCAGACUCUUGUCGAAAAUACCUGUUCUAAAAAGGGAACAUAACACCGUUAUUUGUGUAAAGAUGUGGAAAAUUGUACAGAUUUUUAAAAGAAGUUUUAUUUUUUAUUCUCUUCAUGAAAAAUUAAAUCUACCACCAGCGUAUGAACAUGACACACUUUUCCCAAGAUGAGACAAACAAACAAACAAAAGAGUUUCAUGAUUUUAUGAUUUAAAUUGAAGACUGCAUCAGUGGGUCAUUUAUGUACUUAUGUCUCUCGCCGUCCACUUUAAAUGGCAAUAUCAGUAAAAAUAGGCAAAUGAUCUGGCCUUUAUAGUAGUGCAGUACAAGAAUCAACUGCCAUUUACUUUUGAGUAACAGUCAGUAUGUUUCCAACCUGCCUGAUAGUCUGGCUGCUGCUUGUUGACCUCUGUGUUCUUUUCUCAGCUGUUAACAUGCUGAGUGUAGUGCCGUAACUGGUAGAAUUGAUGAGCAAAAGUGAGACCUGUUUGACCUCUGUUUGUUACCUUGUUAUUUUUAACUUUAUUUUGUUACUUCCAUCUAAAGAAAUGGUCAUACAGUUUCACAAAAGGCUGUGGACAAACAGUCAACAUAUUCUAAUACUGAUCCAACUGAGACGAGGCCUGUAACAGACUUUCAUUCUUGUACUGCAGUGUGUAGGUUCUGUCUUACCUUGUCAUCACCAUACACACCUCCUCAGACACUGCCAUCCUUUCACUAACAGUAGUGGUGGAGAAAGGUUGGGGCAUCACAAAAUUUCAACUUUCAGGACGUGUUUUACUUCUUCAUUUUCGCUGUUUGGGAAAUUCUUUUGAGUUAAAGGCUUCAGUUAUUGAUAAUGGUGAACUGAUCCUUUAAGUUAGUCACUUUUGUGACUGUAAAGUAUGUGUUUGUGGUCAAAUAGCUGUGUAUUUUACUGUGCAUAUUUAAAGAUUUUAGGUACCAGUACUUUUUUUUAUUAAUGUGUCAUAGGUGGAGAACAAAAACAAUGUAAAUAAAUGGUUCUAAGGUUAA